Ambispora leptoticha is the source of this 1115-nucleotide messenger RNA. The record is from the annotation of a GenBank genome assembly. Lineage: Eukaryota; Fungi; Glomeromycota; Glomeromycetes; Archaeosporales; Ambisporaceae.
UGAUACUUUCUCAGUUAUCCUCACUAGUAAGUGCUGCUUGUUCAAAUUAUGGACAAAACUGUCCAGAAGAUGCACCUUGUUGUAAUAACGGGUGGUGCUCAAAUGAUCCUAAAUUCUGUUCUACUGUUCAAUUUUGUGUUCCAGGUUGUGAGCCAGAAAAUUCAUUCUCCCCUAAAUCCUGUUUUCCCGAACCGCCAUGUGUAUCAUUAUAUGAUGACUUUUCAAAGCCAAGUUUGGUAAAUUGGCAAAACUUUACGGGAGAUCCAACAGCAGCUAAUUGGACGUCAGACUUUACACCGGAUUAUACAACUUAUAUGCCGGACGGUACAAUCCAACUUAGCAUGAAAUAUGACGGAAAAGAUAAAAAUGCGCAAGGAAACUACCAAGGGUUUGGUUCAACAGUUAGUAGCACAAGAUGGAUGGAAUAUGGAACAGUGACAGCACGCAUUAAGACAGGGUCAACUGCUAAGGGUGUAGUUUCAUCUUUCAUUACUAAAAAUUUGGUCGGUGAUGAAAUUGAUUACGAAUGGGUUGGUCUUAAUCCCAAUGAAGUACAAAGUAAUUAUUAUUAUAAUGGCACACUUGACUACACGAAAGUUAAUCAAAAGGAUACAUGGGAUGAUCAACUUGGUCAGUUUAAAUUCCCAUCAAGACCUUCGCGAAUUCAAUUUUCAAUGUGGGAUGGUGGUAUGGGACCUCCAGGUACUGCCAAUUGGGCUGGUUCUCCAACUGAUUGGAGCGACCAAAGUAAAGUAUACAGCAUGUAUGUCGAUUGGGUCAACAUCACUUGUUUCUAUAACGGUAAUUCAUCGACAACAUGGCCACCGGACGGUUAUGGUCCCACGAAAAAACCCAAUGCCACUUCAGAUUCACAAUCUUAUGCUACUCUUGGUGCUGGUCUACCAAUUAACUUGGCUGCCCCGGGAACAAAUGGUUCACAAAUUGUUCCAAGCACACCAAACUAUGAUCAACCAACAUCAUUGCCUAAACUUGUAGCUCCCGUAGCUGCACUUUGCUCAGUAACUGUGCUUGCUGCUGCUGGUUAUGGUUUUUGGCGAUACCGACGUGGAAGUCGAGUUUACACCACUCAACCAUAUGUAAAACAAAUGUAUUAG